AUGGAGUUGGGGAAUUAUGAACAGCCUGUUGUAAUGAGAGAGGAAACCAAACGAAGGAGAAGAAGAAUGAAGCCAUAUAGUGCAGCAAGUAAUUUGUCUUCAAUGGAACUGAUAUCCAUUGAGUUCAUUCUGCCUACAAGCAAUAAACAUACUAAAGUGCAGGAAACAAUGUUACUUGAAAUAGCUGGCAACUGUACUGUUGAGCAAAUGAAAGCACAGAUUUGGAUGCGUGCAAUAGAGAUGAGCCAAACCACAGACUUUUACCAUAAAUCCACCCCAGAUCAAUUUAUUCUUCAAUAUCAAAAGAAAGGGCAGUGGUAUGAAAUUUAUGACAAACAUCAAGUAAUACAGACAUUGGACUGCAUACUGUAUUGGAAAGUGUUACAGAAAAAGGUAGGCAAAAUCUAUGUGGUCCAGAAGCAAAAACCAACGGAGGCGGUUCAGGAAUUUCAGACGCAGCUUAAUGAUUUAAUUGGCUAUGAUGUCACUGAUGUUAGUAAUGUGCAUGAUGAUGAGCUAGAAUUUACUCGUCGCAGGUUAGUCACACCACGAAUGAUUGAAGUAGCCUGCAGAGAUCCAAAAUUGUAUUCAAUGCAUCCAUGGAUUACAUCCAAGCCACUCCCAGAAUAUGUGUUUAAAAAGAUUACUCAUAACAAUAUUUUUAUAAUCAUACAUAGAGGAACAACUAGCCAGAAAAUUAAAGUAUCAAUUGAUGACAUGCCAGAUAUGAUCCUUCAGAGCUUUUUCACAAAAAUGGCAAAGAAGAAAUCUUUGAUGGAUAUUCCUGAGGAUCACAGUGAACUGGAUUUUGUUCUCAGGGUUUGUGGCAGAGAUGAGUAUAUCACAGGAGAGACGCCAAUCAAAGAUUUUCACUGGAUAAGACAGUGCCUGAAGAAUGGGGAAGAGAUCCACCUAGUACUAGAUGACCCUCCUGACCCCAAGGAGGAUGAGGUUCAGAAAGAAGAAUGGCCCUUGGUGGAUGACUGCACAGGUGUUACAGGAUAUCAUGAACAGCUGACAAUAGAUGGAAAAGAUCAUGAGAGGGUGUUCACUAUCUCUUUGUGGGACUGUAAUAGAAAAUUCAGGGUCAAGAUAGUUGGCAUUGAUAUCCCAGUGCUACCAAGAAAUACUGAACUUACUGUGUUUGUUGAGGCUAAUAUUCAACAUGGGCAACAACUUCUUUCACAGAGAAGGACCAUAUCUAAGCCUUUUACUGAGGAGGUUCUGUGGAAUACUUGGGUUGAAUUUGAUAUUAAAAUUAAAGAUUUGCCUAAAGGAGCACUACUGAAUCUACAGAUAUAUUGUGGCAAAGCACAGGCAUUAUCCACAAAGGUUAGCCUUCAGUCACAUGAUUCCCCCAACUCCGAUUCUAAAUGCAAAACUCAGCUACUCUAUUAUGUAAAUAUUUUGUUGAUUGAUCACCGUUCCCUGCUACGUAGUGGGGAGUACGUGCUUCAUAUGUGGAAGAUUUCAGGUAAGGGGGAAGAGCAGGGAAGCAUCAAUGCUGACAAACUUACAUCAGCAACCAAUCCUGAUAAAGAAAACUCAAUGGCUAUCUCUAUUGUUUUGGAUAAAUAUUGCCACCCAAUAGCUUUGCCCAAACAUAGGAUAACAUCUGACCCCCAAGGGGAUAGGACAAGAGCUGAAAUGCCCAACCAGCUUCGAAAACAACUUGAAGCGAUCGUAGACACUGACCCACUUAAUCCACUUACUCCUGAGGACAAAGAAUUAUUGUGGCAUUUUAGAUACGAAAGCAUAAAGCACCCCAAGGCAUAUCCUAAGCUGCUUAGCUCAGUGAAGUGGGGACAGCAAGAAAUAGUGGCUAAAACAUACCAGUUGUUAGCUAAAAGAGAAGCUUGGGAUCAUAGCACUUUGGAUGUUGGACUAACAAUGCAACUUUUGGACUGUAACUUUUCGGAUGAAAAUGUAAGAGCAAUGGCGGUUCAAAAGCUGGAGAGCUUAGAAGACGACGAUGUUCUGCAUUACCUUUUGCAACUAGUGCAGGCUGUGAAAUUUGAACCCUAUCAUGACAGCGCACUAGCCAGAUUUCUACUAAAACGAGGUUUGAGAAACAAAAGAAUUGGUCACUUUUUGUUUUGGUUUUUAAGAAGUGAGAUUGCUCAGUCCAUGCACUACCAGCAGAGGUUUGCUGUGAUCCUAGAAGCCUAUCUUAGGGGCUGUGGAAAAGCCAUGCUACAUGAUUUCAUGAAACAGGUUCAGAUAAUUAAGUUGCUGCAUAAAGUCACAAUGGAUAUAAAAUCAGUUUCUGCUGAAAAGUACGAUGUCACCUCUCAAGUUAUCACACAGCUGAAACAAAAGCUUGAAAAACUGCAGAACAGCAAACUUCCGGAAAGCUUUAGAGUUCCAUAUGACCCUGGGCUGAGAGCAGGAGCACUAGUGAUUGAAAAAUGCAAAGUAAUGGCAUCCAAGAAAAAGCCACUUUGGCUUGAAUUUAAAUGUGCAGACCCCACAGCCCUAUCAAAUGAAACCAUAGGCAUUAUCUUCAAACAUGGAGAUGACCUUCGCCAGGAUAUGCUUAUUUUACAGAUUCUUCGAAUUAUGGAAUCUAUUUGGGAAGCAGAAUCCUUGGACCUGUGUUUGUUGCCAUAUGGUUGCAUUUCUACGGGAAAUAAAAUAGGAAUGAUUGAAAUUGUGAAAGAUGCUACAACAAUUGCCAAAAUUCAGCAAAGUACAGUUGGCAACACAGGUGCAUUUAAGGAUGAAAUACUAAAUCAGUGGCUGAAAGACAGAUGUGUGAUUGAAGAAAAGUUUCAGGCAGCAGUGGAAAGAUUUGUUUAUUCUUGUUCUGGUUACUGUGUGGCAACCUUUGUACUUGGAAUAGGAGACAGACACAAUGACAACAUUAUGAUUACAGAAUCAGGUAAUCUCUUUCAUAUUGACUUUGGUCAUAUUCUUGGGAAUUACAAAAGCUUCCUUGGAAUUAAUAAGGAAAGAGUCCCUUUUGUGUUGACGCCAGAUUUUCUUUUUGUCAUGGGAACUGCUGGAAAGAAGACAAGUCUGCAUUUCAGUAAAUUUCAGGACAUUUGUGUGAAGGCUUAUCUUGCUCUUCGACAUCACACAAACCUGCUGAUCAUUCUGUUUUCCAUGAUGCUAAUGACUGGAAUGCCUCAAUUAACCAGCAAAGAAGAUAUUGAAUAUAUCCGGGAUGCUCUAACUGUAGGUAAAAACGAGGAAGAUGCUAAAAAGCAUUUCCUAGAUCAGAUUGAGGUUUGCAGAGAUAAAGGCUGGACUGUGCAGUUUAACUGGUUUCUACAUCUUGUGCUUGGAAUCAAACAAGGAGUAGAAAAGCAUUCUGCCUAA
Messenger RNA from Emys orbicularis (European pond turtle), 3321 nucleotides. RefSeq names its product phosphatidylinositol-4,5-bisphosphate 3-kinase catalytic subunit gamma (gene PIK3CG). Gene Ontology annotation, molecular function: 1-phosphatidylinositol-3-kinase activity; 1-phosphatidylinositol-4-phosphate 3-kinase activity. Lineage: Eukaryota; Metazoa; Chordata; Testudines; Emydidae. The record is from RefSeq and is a predicted model, not a curated record. The coding region runs from base 1 to 3321 and encodes 1106 amino acids. Gene Ontology annotation, biological process: phosphatidylinositol-3-phosphate biosynthetic process; cell migration; phosphatidylinositol-mediated signaling. Gene Ontology annotation, cellular component: cytoplasm; plasma membrane; phosphatidylinositol 3-kinase complex. The transcript has 10 exons.